Molecule: messenger RNA, 2715 nt
Organism: Loa loa (African eye worm)
Lineage: Eukaryota; Metazoa; Nematoda; Chromadorea; Rhabditida; Onchocercidae
Exons: 21
Coding region: 17-2500 (827 amino acids)
Biological process (GO): mRNA export from nucleus; nuclear-transcribed mRNA catabolic process, nonsense-mediated decay
Cellular component (GO): nucleus; nuclear cap binding complex
Molecular function (GO): protein binding; RNA cap binding; mRNA binding
Source: RefSeq, a predicted model, not a curated record
AGAACAGAAAUACGUAAUGUGCGAUGAAGAAGAGAAGGAACGAAAUGGUCGUUCAGAAUUUGACAUUGGUACAAGAGGUCGUAAUUACCGAAGACGAAAUUUCGGCAAUGGACGUCAUUUUAGCGGACAGGAUGAUGGAGAUCAGCGAGAAAGGCGACGACAUGUCGGUUUAGAAGAAGACGAUAUUUCAUGCAAGCGAAAACGACAUGGUUCAGAUGCGGUGAAAGAUGAAAUUAUGUACAAAUUAACAGAGCUGCUAACACGUGUUGGUGAGAAGAGCAGUUCAUCAUUAGAAUCAAAUUUGGAAAGUCUAGCGCAAGUUUUGGAAACGGAUUUGGACACGUACAAAGAACACAUCAUUGAAAUUCUCGUGAACUGUAUAUGCAAUAUGCCGGAUAAAUUGACGGUUUAUUCCACUUUGGUUGGGUUGCUGAAUGCUAAGAAAUACAAUUUCGGUGCGGAGCUUUUGGACAAACUGCUUUCGAGAUUGGACGAAUUGAUGAAAGCGAAUGAUUUUGAUCACGCUUUAUACGUUGUGAUAUUUUUUUCUGAUUUGGUCAACUGUAGGGUGAUCACACUGGAUUCAUUCGUAGAUUUCCUUGGCGAUCUCGUAAACAGUGCUUCCCAAGCAGGGAUACCGCAGGUAAGACGUGAUUGGUUUAUCUAUGUGUUUCUGCAUUGUCUUCCUUGGGUUGGCCAAGAGCUUGCCGAAAAAAAUGAAGACCAGUUAAGUGCUAUGUUGGACACUGUUGAAAAAUAUCUGCACUCGCGAAAUAAGGAGCAUGUGAAGAUUCUGCAAGUUUGGACAAGAUCUAUUCACGAACAAGAAGAAUAUUUGGAUUGCUUAUGGGCGCAAAUCUUGAAAUUACGGUCUGACAGAUGGAGGGAAAAAUUUAUCACCCGUCAUUAUGUUGCUUUUGAUGGGACAUUAGCGGAUGCGUUACAGCAUAGUUUGCCAAGCUUUGAACCACCACCACAUACUCCGAACAGUAUCUAUCCUCUUCCGAGUGUGGUGUUCCGCUUUUUUGAUUACGCCGAUUGCCCAGAUGAUGGACCGCUUCUUCCUGGGGCGCAUUCUAUAGAACGAUUCCUGGUUGAAGAGGAAUUACGGUGGAUCUUGGAUCAGGAAAAAACAAACAGAAAGAGAUGUGCAUCAAGGUUAUUGGAAUACGAUAAACGCACAUUAGUACCAAUAAACUAUGUUAUAUUAGAAGUGAUCUUUUCACAGUUGUUUCAUUUACCCGAGGCACCUACUCGGCCAAUAUUUUAUGGAAGUUUAUUGAUCGAAUUGUGCAAAACUAAAAGUAUGCCUCAGGUAAUAGCACAAGCUGCCGAAAUAUUCUACCAGAGGAUAGAUUCGAUGCAAGUUGCUUGUAUCGAUAGGUUAAUCGAUUGGUUUAGCUAUCAUAUGUCAAAUUUCGAGUACCGAUGGUCAUGGUCGGAUUGGAGUGACUGUACUGAAUUAGAUCGUCUUGCUCCAAAGCAUAUAUUCGUACGGGAGGUACUGGAUAAGUGUAUGCGGCUAUCAUACCACCAAAGAUUAGCAGAGUUCUUACCUCCUGCAUUUGAAAAAAUGAUACCACAGAAACCUGUUAUAUCCUACGAUCUCAAUGAUGAUGAACAUCCAGACCGUGACUUUGCUAUAACUCUCGAAAAAGCCUUUCGCGAGAAAAUAUCAGCUGAUGAGAUGAUUGAUUUAUUGCGUAGCAAAACUGGAAAUCGAAUGGAUAUCAACUCUAGAUUAUCUAUUUUUUUCAAAGUACUGCUUUAUUUAGCUCGAAAAACUUUCAGUCACAAUUUUGCUGCAUUAACGAGAUAUUACUCAACUCUGAAGGAGUUUAUUGGCGGUAGAGAGGAUGGGCAAUUAACUAUUUUGCGGACGCUUUAUGAGACCUGGAAGCUCCAUGGACAGAUGGUAAUAGUACUGGUGACAAAAUUAUUGAAAAUGUCGCUGGUUGACGCUAGUGCUGUUGUGGCUUGGUUAUUCAGUGAGGAGAUGAAGCCUGAGUUUGAACGAUUAUGGAUUUGGGAAGUACUAAAUAGAGCUCUCGAACAUGUCAGUGGGCAUGUUCAUCGAAGUAGACAAGCAAUCGAGAACGCGAAGUUGAAAAAAGAGCAGAAAGAAUUGGAUCAUGAGAAGGAUGAUUUUGAUAUGGAAACAGAUGAACAUGACAUGACCGAUCCUAAUACGGUGGAACCAACUGUUAAAGAAAGUGAAUUUGCUGAUUUGCAUGAGUGCCUGAAAAACUUACUUCUUGACGUGCUUCAUAAGUUUAUCGUUACCUUGGCGGAACACAUCGUCAACAGCGAAAGCAGUGGGAGUGAUUUCCAGAAUAACUGGUACUUGUACGUCACUGGACGUUUCAAGAAUGUAUUUCUAAAGCAUUGGAAGGACUUAUUUGAAUUUCGGGAAGCGCUGGAGAAAGAGCUUUUUAAGGAAAUCGCUAUCGAUAACAAUGUGAUGGAAAAUUACAAUCAGUUUAAAGCACUUAUGGCGUAAGGAGAGGUAAUCACAAUGCUGUGUUUUUGCUGUCAAUCAUAGAAAUGUAUGGAAUUGGAAUUCACACUUAAAACUGAUUUUUGACUGUUAAAUUCUUUCAAUGAAAAGACAGGGAAUGUUCAAAUGGAAAAAUUGAAAUCUUGGAUGUGGAAAAUUUCAGCCUUAAUUUCUCUCCACAUCUGCCUUUUCGGGAUGAACUUUAAUGUGACAACAGU